This is a messenger RNA of Alosa alosa (allis shad), 4734 nucleotides long. RefSeq lists its product as uncharacterized. The transcript has 25 exons. The record is from RefSeq and is a predicted model, not a curated record. Gene Ontology annotation, cellular component: nucleus. Gene Ontology annotation, molecular function: RNA binding; zinc ion binding. Bases 163 to 3003 code for a protein of 946 amino acids. NCBI's taxonomy places the organism in Eukaryota, Metazoa, Chordata, Actinopteri, Clupeiformes, Clupeidae.
AAUGUGUGAUAUACCAGAACACGCCAGGAAGUGCUCCCCAGAUUUUCCAUCUACGUUAACAGCUACGUAAAUUAACGUCAAUACAUUGGCUGAAUUGCUAGCCAGCUUGCCGUGUGGGACCCUGUAUUGUUAACAUUAGUCCUUGACCCCAGCAGUGACGUGAUGGACAGGGCGCAGGACCCUGCUGCUGCUGACGCCCCGCCGCCUGUGCCCACCUCCAGCCUGUUUGCGGAGCUGGGAUUGGCCCCGGAGGACGUAGACGCUCUUGCCCAAAUCCCCGAGAAUGAGAUCAGCAUUGAGACCCUCCCCUACCUCAUCAUGCAGCUCAAGGCUAAGAAGGCUGGCAUCCCAACACCUACAGCAACCAAGUCUGAUACUGAUGCUCGACGUGCUGACGACAGUAACAACUCCACCUCCUCUUCUCGCCAUGAUAACAGCCACACACCCAGCGGCGGACCUUCUUCCUCCACAGCAUCCAAAACGGGGAGGUCGUCAUCAGGGACGACCCGUAGUCAUGGAGACGGUGAUGGAGGACACAGGAGCAGGAGGGAACCCAAGAGCCACAGCAAGAGUCUAAGAGACAAGUGGUACCCCGACAGCCUUCCCAAGAUGCCGUUCUCUUACCAGGCAUCUGAUUUCCAUGGCAGUGUACCUCACUCCUUCCCCCACACCUGCAGUCUGUGCCACUGCAAGGUUAACUCCAAAACGACGUGGAAAGACCACCUCCAUGGCGUGCGCCAUGAGUCCUCCAAGAAGGAGCUCUUAAGACUAUUUCCCAACUGGGACCCCUACCAGCAAGGAGUGUCAUCCCUCUAUCCCAAUGAUACAGAUCGCAGACCUGGACGUUCCCUCAAACGCCCGAACCGUAACACAGGUGGAGCUCUCCCCAACUCAGACUUGCCCAUCCCCAAGUGGGUGCUGUCAGGUCCGCAAAAGCCUCUGCAACGUCCUGUCUUUAGAACCAGAGUGGUGGUCACCAAGUUCCCUUUGGGUUCUGUAACAGUGAGAGACUUGCUAGAACUGGCAGAACCGUUUGGAACAGUUGUCAAGCAUCUGGUGUUCCCCUCCAAGGGUUUUUUGGAGUUCAACUCUCACACUGAGGCUCAUGCUAUGGUGUCUCAUUUCUACGACAAGCUGGAUUUCACCAAGCAACAUAAGAUCUAUGUCUACCUCUCCCCAAACGUUGCCAGUAUACAGAUCCCUGGAGGCGGGGACACCAGAAGUCAGUCCAGGAGUUCAAAGACUGGCGCAGUUCUCUUCACCCGCCUGCCCGACAAAAAGGACACCGAAGAGAAGGUUCUAGAAGUCGUCAAGAUGUUUGGCGACGUGCGGCGCUCCAAGUUCAGCGGCUCAGAGGCCCAGGUUGAAAUGGUGGACCGGGAGGAUGCUCGUCUGAUGGUGAAGUACUACUACGACCGCCCACUGAAGAUCCUGGGAACUAAGGUCAAGGUGACCAUGCUGCCUGACCCCAAGCACUCUCUGCGUGACAGUCCUGAGAGGAGCCACAGCGGGUGUCGCCACAAGAGUGAAGACCAGUCCAAGCCGCCUUCAUCAUCCUCAUCCUCAAAGGACAAAAGUGGGGAUGCCACAGACACCUCGACACCAGGCACCCUGGUAGAGCAGGUCAGCGAGGAGACUCAGUUGGAGGAGAAGCCGGCAAAGGGCGGGCCUCGCGGAGAGGCCAGCCAACCAGACGCGGAGUGGGCGGACCUCCGGGAGGAAGACCUGGACCCUGAGGAUGAGGAGGAGAUGGAGCUCGGAGAGGAAGACGAGGAUGGGGACGAGGAAGAUGGGAUUCCCGUGGAGGAUGAGCGUGGGCUGGUGGAGGAGGGCGUUGAGGAGCCCGCGGAGGUCACUGAGGGCUCAGAGGUCGCGCAGGGCGAGGAGGGAGCAGAGCCAUCAGAAGACCCAACCCCUGACUCUGCUGGGACAACCCAUCUUGAGCAGGCCUCAGGAGAUGAAGACAAUCAGCAGGAGGAUGUAGAGAUCUCGGACUUCCCUGAUAACCUGGAUGACUUUGUGACGCUGGAUGAGCUGGACUCGGGCACCGACAUGCUUGAAACAAACGAGUUCCAGGGUGGGAAGGUUGUUCUGGUCCGACCCGUGAAGGGGUACCCGCCCGAGGAGGCGCUCCGCAAGCUGGCGACGCCGUUUGGGAGGGUGGUCAACCACACCAUCUCACGCUACCGGCAGGAGGCCCUGCUGGAGCUAGAGACUGAGGAGCAGGUGAAAGAAAUGGUGGCGUUUUACAAAGGUUCUAAAGAUGGGGCCCUCAUCAACGGGAGGCCUGUGACUGUCAGCCUGUGCCGGACACUCAAGGAGCUAGAGGGUCCCAGUGGCUGUUCCAUCUACAUCAGUAACCUGCCGAUGGGGAAGUUCUCGGACAUCGCGCUCUUGUGGAUGGCCAGACCCUUUGGAUCAAUAAAGGCAUACCGCAUCAACAGAGGGCCACGCAGUUGCUAUGUGCAGUUCCACCGGCCGGAGGCGGCUGAGAAGAUGCUGAAGAAGUACGGCUCGCGGCCGCCCAAGUUCAAAGGGGCCCUUCUCACCGUGUGCCCCUGCCGCAAGCCAGACUCCACCAUCUCUUGGAUAACCCCAAGCGUACAACUGGGGGCGGCAGAAGGGAAGGAGUUGGAGGAGAACGGAGAAGAAGAGGAGAAAGAGAGGCGCGGCUCCAAGAGAAAGAGAGGGGAGUCCAAAGAGCUGGAGGGCCGAUGUGGGGACCCACCCCCUACGGAGCCAGAAGAGGGGGAUGAGAAAGAGAAGGGGAAAGAGAGUGAAGAAGCGGAGGAGUGUGUGUAUCAGCCCGGAACCCCAGUGGGUGUGGACUUCAUAGUUCCGGCCAGUGGGUUCUUCUGUAAGCUGUGUAACGUGUUCUACACCAGAGAAUCAUCCGCCAAGUCUCAACACUGCAGCACCGCCAAGCACCACAAGGCCCUCAAGAACCGAAUGAAGAGGAGGCGGCACAGCAGCCCCUCCAGUCCCAAGGCCAGCGACCCCUGAUCCUGUCACAUCCUGAUUGGCCUCCAGAGUGGACACACUCACACACACACACACACACACACACAGGACUAGUCCACACACACACACACACACACACACACACACACACACACACACACACACACACACAGGACUGGUCUGAACACACACACACACACAGACAGGACUGGUCUGCACACACACACCACACACACACACACAGGACUCGUCUGCACACACACACCACACACACACAGAGGACAGUUUGGGCCUGAUGGACUGAUGCUCCACCUCACAACCACCAACAUGAACUAGAAAUCCCUCCUACCAUUUGGGCUUAGCAAAAGCGUCGAGCCUGCACACACACACGCACACACAUGUGUGUGUGCGUGUGUGUGUGUGUGUACUCUAACCAUAGUGUGUGUGUACUGUGCAUCUGGCUUUUUAUGUUCUGUUAAAGAUCAAAUUUCUGAAAGUAUGUAUGUGUCACUCGGCUUGUUCGGUCUGUGGUUUACAGAUUUAUGUAAGAUCACCGCACGCACACACACACACUGAGAUACACACAUAUAUAUACUUUAUUUGAUUCAACUUUACAAGUUUCAUUAGGAAUCAAAAUGUCUAAAUAAUGAAAUAGAUUGGUCUGGUCAGGUGUGUGCGUGCAGACACACAGUGGUCAGGUGCAGUGAGCGUUUGUUUAUGUUUGUUUAUGUAGUGCGUCCACACCUGCUCUGCCCAUUCACUUCUGAACAGCAGAACUCUACAGCUCUACACACACACACAGUUUUGCCACAGUUGUGCCAAGUGUAGCAGAACCUUCCCUCCACCCCCAUCAUUCCACUGUGUGUGUGUGUGUGAAUGUCUUCAGUGUCACAUGCUUGAACAUUCCAUAUGUGUGUGCCUGCGUGUGUGUAGGGGGGUGCUGCUAGAAUAAAGCUCAGAAUAAAACAAAACAAAAAGAAAUUGUGUUAAAAACUGAGCUAAUGAGCUGAUUUGCUUAAAAAAAGAGAAAUUUGAGUUUUUAAGAAAAAUUCACGUUUUGUUGUUUAUUAGUUUUGCCUUGUACACAAAUACAGUAAUACAGAGGCCUAAUGCGCAGUUUUGAGAUGGCAGAAAAACUGGCAGUGAACAUGAUGUGUUUUUUAACCAGACGCUUGGAAAUGUGUGUUUGUGUGUGUGUUUUUAAUCAGACGCUAGGUAACUGAUGUUGAGUUAGGAAUAACUCUGUGUGUGUGUUUUUAAAUGGACACUAGCUAAGUCAGGAGGAACAUGGUCUGGUGUGUGUGUGUGUGUGUGUGUGACAUUAGCUAAGUGAUGUUGGUCAGAAUCCUGAGACUUGCUGCUCAGAAUGAAGCGGAGUGCUCAGGCGGACCAUGAGGACGAGACAAAAGAGUGUGUGGCCCGUCUACAGAUGGACGUCCUCCUGGAAUACAGACCCAACCACAUGUGUGGUUUGACCUCUGCGGUGGGACAGCGACAAACCCCGCCCCUCAGUAACCCCUCUUUAGCCCCGCCUCCUCCAGUCCUGGGGCUUCAUCUGUACAGACGAGACGGGAGUCUCUGGAUUACAUGAACAUUUGUAGAGAACAGAUAUACAGUAACGGUCAAAGUUAGUUGUUUUUAUUUGUUUGUUUUUUGUUUUUGUUAUGCUUUCAUUCCUGCCCAGACCGUCAAUUUGUCUACUUCGGCUUCCUUGAGUUGGUCUGCAGCUCUUGUGUUCCUCAACACAGAUUAUUAAAACUACAGACAAUGCUA